UAAGAAGGUUCUGUUAUUUGAGGAUGAUAUACGUUUUGAACCAUUCUUCAGAGAGAAGAUGAAACAUCUUAUCACUGAAGCUGAUGAACUGGUUGAAUGGGACUUGAUAUACUUAGGACGUAAGAAACUGAAGAGUUCAGAUGAGCCUUGGGUUGAAGGAGCUGAAGCCUUAGUUCAUGUGGACUACUCUUAUUGGACCUUGUGUUAUGUCAUCACUCUAGAGGGAGCCCAAAAGCUUUUAGAUUCCCAGCCCCUUGGGAAGAUUAUUCCAGUCGAUGAAUAUCUACCAAUUAUGUUUGAUAAACAUCCAGAGGCUGACUGGAAAGCAAACUUCCCUAAUCGGAAUUUAAAGGCAUUUUCGGCAGCUCCACUUUUGGUGUACCCCACUCAUUACACAGGGGAAGUUGGCUACAUCAGUGACACAGAGACUUCACCAACCAUCAACGAUUAUGAUCCAACAGGCUCCGUAGAGCCCAACCUAGAUGGUAAAGGCUUGGAAUUAGAUUUGGGAUUGAGUGGACUCAGUAAAGAUGAACUGUAAGCAUAAGUACAUGACUAAGAAGAUUGCCUGUUUCAUAUCUUUUUCAAAGUGAGCUGUUGAUUUGUUAUAAUGGUGAAUUAGUAUUACCAGAAAAUAUAUCUUGAAUGCAGGUUAUUUCACAGUAAUAAUGGUUACACAAAGAUCUGAGUCUUGGUACUGUAAUAACAAAUCUCCAUUUUAGAGUAAAUCCUGCCAAAAUGGAAAUUUGUUGUUAUUGUUACUUUAGGUUUGAACUUUACAUCAUAGAAUAUUUUUGGAAUACAAGUGUUAAUUUCUUUGUAAUCAUUUUGAAAAGCUAGAUUGGACUCUAUUGCACCAGAAAAAGAUACUGAAGAGUAAGAAAAAUUUUAUCACUAUCAAAAAUCUUUUACAGAUACCAUGCUUCUUUCAUUGAAGAACUGUCUAUAGGUACAUUACUAUAUUUCUUAAUUUGAUAUAGGCCAUGUUUGAAAUGUAAUGGAUCAUUGCAUUAAUUCUGGUUUUUGGUCUUUAAAAAGUAAUUGUUUAUAACACUAAAAACUUAAUGGAGCUUGAAUGAUUUCUUGAUGAAUGUGUCCAAAUUCCUCCAUUUUUUAUCACAGGUAAAUAUGAGGAGAUUCUUUAGAAAAUUCUUCAAAAUGAAUGAGUCAUGUAAACAGCUGUAAAUGUUUAGUAGGCAUUUUAUAUCCACAGUGAGCCGAACGAAUCCUCUUCUUUUUACCAUUUCACUAGACAAUUCAGUUGUGCAGGUACUAUGUGCCAGUUGCUCAGUACCUUUUGGGAAAAUUAUCUAUAAGUAUCUUUUCUUUCAUUCUAAUCAUGUUUUGCCAAUUUCAUGUCUUCAGUACAUUAGUUCGAAUUUCAAAUGCUUUGCCAUAGCUCCAGCCCUUCACUUUUUAGGGACAGUUUUCUGUAGUUUAUUUAAAACAUGAAUUUUAGAAGUGUAUAAAGAUUGUGCAGUUCCAUUUUUAAUAUUGUUACUCACUUUGUAUGCUAAUAUUGAACUCUACAUUCAGGAAUGCACAAUAUUGAAGUACUUCCAUUAUCAGGGUUAAGAGGACGCAUUGAUAAGUUUAGCGUUUUGAAAGUAAGUACAAAAAUAGUUGUAGCUUAGGAAAAAUAGGCUGUGCCUAAGAUUUCUAUUGCCAUGUUGAUGUUCAGACUUACAUUUAGAAUAAUUGUUUGUGGUAAUCAGCAAGUCAGAGGUUUUAUGUUCUGAAGUGUGAUAUGCCGAUGAAUUUUGUUCAAUUGAUGUGUUUGUUUCUUGAUGUUAAGUGCAUUUUUAAAACCUGUUGCAGUUUCUGUGUUACAGACAGUAUUUUGAAUACAAUUUUUGCUAAGCAGGUCAAUUAUACUAUAGAUGUAUGUAUAGUUUGUAUGGCAAUUCAGUUCCUUCCAAAGAAGGGUCUGUUGAUUUAUUUCAGUUUAAUCUUAGCCUUCUGUGUGCCGGUUUCACAAUACAAAUUAUGAAAUCUGUCUAUGUAUUUCUUUGGAAAUACAAACCAUUGCCUUUUAUGUAGGUAUAUCCUUCAGUGUGAGCUGGAAGCAGUCUUUGAAUUUUGUAAGGUGGGUAAACUGAUGGUUAAGGGAGGGUGAAGGGGGAAGUAUCCCCUCAUCCCACUCACUCAUUGAGUGAGGAUGUCUUGCUGCACUCCCACUGAACUUUUUUUAUCUUUCUUUUUUGAGUGUUUUACUUAUAUGGAAAUAGUGCCAUUAAUGAAAGUGUGUAUCACAUUAGUGAGUGUAGUGAACCUUCAUGCCUUCUGUUCAGGUGGAUCCCCACUUUUUAAUACUCUGUUGUAGAGGUACUUGUACACAAUGAAAAUGCUUGAUUGCCAUCUAAAUGGUUUCACAUAGGUAAAUCAGGUCUAAUAUGAUAACAGAGAGCAAACAUUGAGUUGCUGAAUCCCUUAAUGUAAUUCAGGUUGUAUACACAUUUCUAGCAAUGGGUUUCAAGCCAUAUAUGCAUAUUUCUUCUUCAGUAACUGGAAUAUCCUUCCUACAUGGUAAAAUGACCAAAUCCAAAUUCAUUUAAGGCCAAAUAAGAUUGCACAAAAAAUCUUCAAAGUACCACAGGAUUUGACUUUGGUGUUGCAGAAGGUCCAACAUUCAUUCCAUAAUCCUUGAAAAGAAGACAUAAUUAGUGAAAAGCAGUAAUGAGGUAAGACAUACAAAAAAAUAAACCUUUCAUUGACUCAGCACUCAUACCCUCACUCGCAUUCAGUGAUGAGUAAAAUGACUAUCCUUGUCCAUCCCGUGACUCUUAGUCUGCCAUUGUCUGGUAUUCUUUCUCUUCCUGUCUUCCUUCAAAUUCUUAUUUCCUUUAUCAUUAACCUCAUUGCUUAGCCUCCUGGGCACUGCCACAAGACUAGGGUUUUUCAUCUUAUUAUUAUGGCACAUAAACUGUCACAUAAUCAAAAACACUCCACUCUUUUAUUGUCCUUACAAGCCUACUCUCAACACUUCACAUUUGCUGUAGAUAUUCUAGUGGUGGAUGUUAUUUUCAGUUCAAACUUCACUCCACAUAAAAUUGGUCUUUGUGAUUUCAUACAAAACCUUUAAACAACUAUUCGCAUUCAGUCAUAGAAUACUUUUGUUUUGCCACACUAAAAGUCUGAAAUUUUAGCAAUCACCUGUUUUCUUAGCUCCAGGCACAGAUUGAUCAUGCACCAAACAUCCAUCCAUCAUGUAAACACUAGUAUCAUAAAAUCUCUAUCAUCUAGAUAAUCAGUUCAACAUCGUAUACAGCCUAUACUCUCUGUCUCUCAAACUUAAAUUUUUGAAUUGUUAGUGCCUCUUCCCAGUUAAAGGUUUGCUUUUCUUGGAAAUAGGCAUCUGAUAACACCCAUCCACCAAAUACAUUUUAUUAAAUGCAACACUAAUUGAAAACUAUAUCUUUACACACAUUGAAAACAUAUCUCUCCAGUGAACUCUGUCACUUUUCUAUAAUCAGUACACAUUUGUAAACUUGUCUGAUUUUUCCACAGGUUAAAUCAGAUUAUUCCAUGUACUUUCAAUGUACUCAGUCACCGCUUACUCUAACUCUUCACAGUAAUCUUCUAAUCUGUCUUGCAACAGGCAGCAGGAUUUAAUGAGGUCUUUGAUAUGUUUAGGUAUCAUUCAAAACUAUUUGAAACUCAAGCAAAUGAACUGUUCCAAAAUCUUCAUUCCUCUUGACCAAAAACUCUUCCUUUCUUCCACAGCAUACUGUCAUACUGUACACACUAUGUUUCUCCCUUUCACUCACAUUAUCAUUCAAUUUAAUUCUUUGUCAACUUUUCAUAUUCCUAUUCACCUUGCUAAACUUCACCGGUCAUCACAUAAUAUCCCAAAACAUAACUUUCAUUGAUAACUUGUAUACUUUUCCAAAUCUUUUGCAUAUUUGUAAUAAUUUGUAGAUAAACUCUUAGAUCUUCCAUAUCUAUCACUCCAUCAAAUACUUGUGCCACUUUCUUUAACUAGUAAAGUGCUGUACAAUCAUCCACCCCAAACAUAUCCUGAUUAUUCCCUCUUAUACCAAGAUUGCAUGCCACUCUACUCAUUACACUAUUGUUAUCCGUGAGAAAUUUCACAUCUUUUGUGGCAUAGUACACUGCCACACUAUACAUCAGUAAUUCUUCAUUUCCCUUUUAUAAACCUUUUAUUCACGCCCUCUUUCAUUUCUAAUUUCUGUCUCAAAAAUUUUAUUUCCAUUUCCAUGAUGCAUUGUAAGUCACUCUUACCAUCUCAAACAAAAAAUGAAAUUAUUACAUAGGAAGAAGAAGAUAAAUUCCAAGAAGGCCUCUCACAAGAAGUCCUAUAAGAUUUCCAGUGAGUGCUCUUUCCAGUUUUUGGGAGGCAGCAAUGUUCAACUGCCCAUUGGUGACCCAUUCACUAUCAGUUGGAUUGGCAAGAGUAUCUAACAACAAAAUCUUGUACGUUCCCAUAAAAGGCAAUGGAUUGUGCUCCCGUGGGAACAAAUUACGUACACAUUUUUAAUGGUUACAGGUAAUUCAUAUUUUUCCUAGGUAUGCACCUCAAGUACCUGCUUUGUUCUUAAGGUUAAAGGUAUUAAAGCUUGGAUACAGUGAGUAAGGGGUAACCCCCACUCUUCCCCUUCACCAUCAAUUAAGUAAACUUGUUGCCAAGUUCAGUUGCCACUUCCAGCUUGCACUGAACGAUACUUCUAAUUGAAAGGCUUUUGGUUUUAUAUCUAGGAAAAAUACAAAUUACUUUUACAUUUUUUUCAUUUUUCUUGGUUAUAAGACACUGUUUUCUAUAUACAGUAUAUAUAUAAAAUGGAUAACAAGUGUAGUAUAAUUAAGGUUAAUCAGUUGAGUGUUAGUAAAUGCAUGCAAUAUAAAAUUCCUGUUGAAUAUUUAAAAAAAAUUAUAAUCUUUUUUAUUAUUACACUGUUAAGUAUACUCACUACAGUACUACAUAUUUGCUUGUAUCCCAGAUGCUUGGGAAUUUUACUCUCUUUUUUUUUUUAUGUUAUCAAUGGAGACUAGUUGCUCCAUGGCCUCAUUUGCUUUUCUCUGAGUAGAGUUAGUAUUGUUUUAAUUUGCAAAAUUACAGUACUUUCUAAAAACUUGGAAGUGUGAUUAGUGGUCUCCUUAAUUGACUUUAUAAUAUAAUGAGGGAAAAGGAAUCCAAACAUUUUAUGUAGUGUGUAUUAUAAUUAAGUAUGUUAUGCAGAUUUGCACAGUUGUACCAACUACAUUUAAGGUCAAACCCAAGUGAACAUUUAUGUAAAUCCUAUUUAGCCAUGGUUACCUUGUGCAAGGAAUUGUUAGGCCUUGUCUCUAAUGUACAGACUAAAAGUAAGGACGUACAGGCAGUCCCCGGGUUACGACGGGGUUCCGUUCUUGAGACGCGUUGUAAGCCGGAACAUCGGGAAAAAUCCUAAGACAACCUUACUUUUAAUGCUUUGGGUGCCUUCAAAACUAAACUAUGUAAACUGCAUUCUUAUUACAUUUUCCAUCAAAUAAAUCUUAAAUAUUGAUUAUUUUGCAUUUUGGUGUUAUAUUUCUUCUGCCAGAUCAGCGAUGUAGGCAUCGUAACCCUGGAAAUAAUUUCUGAUGAAUAUAUAAUUGAAAAGCGCCUUAACCUCGGAACGUCGUAAGCCGAACCCGUCGUAACCCGGGGACUGCCUAAAACAGAUAACAAAAUUAAGAAUGGUAAUACAGUUUUCCCCCAUAGGAAUAUGAAAGAGUAGGGUUUAUCUAUUUACAGAUAUUUACGUAAUGUAUCAGAAAAAAAAACUAAUUUUGCAGUAUCCUAUUGCAGUAAUAAUUAGGAGCAUCAUGGAUUAGAAAUAACAGAAAACACAAAAGAAACUAGGAUAUGUUUGCUUGUUGGAUGGUGUGUGGGUUUUACAUUACAGUCACUUUCUCACCCAUAAGAAAAUAACUAAUUUUUCCAUAAUUAAACGACUGAUAUGCUGAUGAAAAUCCUGUUUCUUGUGAAGCAUAUAACAAUAAAAAAAAGCAGUACUGUAAUAUUAAUUUUUAAAUAUGCCUCUUGCAAAAUUGGAGUACUUUAUUUCUCUUAAGACAUACCUCUGACAUUGGUUUGGUAUGGUAGUUCAGUGCUCUGUUAUUGGUUCAGUACGGUAGCUCAGUGCACUAUGAUUUAAAGUGUAGGGUUCCCUAUUGUGGAUUGAGAGGAUUAUUUGUACAGAAUUUUAGUAAAUUAUAAUACAGAAUUGUAUAUACUUGUUAGUUUACUAAAUUAAUUGCUCUUUUUUCACAUAUACUACUUCUACUGAUUAUUUUUUUUUGUCAUUUAUCUUUUUAUCAUUGCUUAAGGACUUAUUUGUUGAACAGUCUUACUUUGCCAAAUUCAGUGGUGAUGUGUUUUCUAUAGGUAAAAAGAGUUUGGACUGCUUUAUUUUUAUUUAAAAAAAAUUGCUGCGUGCUAACAGCUUCUCUUGCCAUUACAUUCUUGGAAGUAUUGGUCUCCUGUCAUUGUUUUUCUCUUUCAUAAAUAUGGUCUUUUAAAUUUUUUACAGAUUACAGGUGUUUAAUUCACAGUUAACUCCUAGAGUUUGGGAGAGUAAAGUAAUUAAACCUUCUGUAACCAAGAACUAAUGCGCACAUACAUGGUUGUGAAAUUGUUCUUAAGCCUGGAGCUGACUUACUAGCACAUGAUAGCAAAUACUAGUAGUUGACCUUAAUGUUCAACAUAUCAUUGGUAUGUGGAGAGACUGCAAAUAACCUGACAGUAUGUUUUUUCUUUUUAGUUUGAGCACUUCAGUUUAAGUACUUCAUUGUCAAAAUUUGAUAUAAUUUUUUUUAGUUUCUGCACUCGUUUUCUAUUUUCAGUAAGCACCUGCUGUCACAAAACUUCUUUUUCGGAAGUUCUAAAUAUUACCACUACCAUUCAGUUAAAAAAUAAAUGAAAAGGUUAGACACACACAUGCUUUUUUCUAUUUUAGGGAGGGUGCUCAUUAGAUGGAUUUUUUUAGUCUUUGAGUCUAAGUAACAUUAUUUCUCUCUCUCUCUUUCACUUAUUUUUUUAUUUAUGUUCAGCCUGUAUCAUGAAACCUUUCUCCCCCUUCCCAUUUCUUUAAUUCAACACGGUCACAGCAGCCUCUUCUAGGACUGGCAAAACUUGCAUUUAAUGCAAAUGAUAAGCCAGUAACAGACCACUUCCAAACCCAUACCAUACCAAACUCGUAGCAGCUGAAAAGAUGAGGAACAAAGUAAAUGUGGAUGUUAUCCUCAAAAAAAUUAAGAAAACUUUGGCAUAACAUUUCUGUUAUCGAUAUCUCUUAGAUAUUUCCUACCUCACCUCUUUCCUACAAUUGUAUUUACCAGUUUGCCAUUCAAUCUAGCUUACAGUCAUAGCUCAGUGGCUUUUAUGUUUUUUUGUGCUCCUACUUAUAAGUUCCCAUCCUGUAAACUGCUUAGCCUGUAGGUGCCACUUGUGGAAUGGAAAUUUUUAAGUAUUUUAUAUGUAUGAUCAGGGUCGGUAAUUCAGUGAAACAUGUACUGCAUAACACUGGUGUGUGGUGAUGGAAAGCAUCAGUUAGAAUCUUGUUGGUAUAUACGUUACAUUGUUCACUGUAAGUGUUCUAUGAAUUUUAUUUUAUAUGGGCAUUAUUUUUCAUUGCAUUACAUGGUUUUUAGUUGUUGGCCAUAUUGAGCUCUUUAGUCUGAACCAUAAAACAAUUUCAUCAUAUGUUAUGCAUGUGUUGGAAAAGGAGCAGCAAAAUCUUAAGAACCUGGAAAUUGUUAUAGUUUCUCAUCACUUCUCAGUCUGUACACCAUGAAUAUAGUGAAUGUGUGAUAAUUUGGUGCUAAAAUGUUCUGUGUUCAUAAUUUAAGAAAUCCUGUCAAUAUAGAUGUGCUGUGCUGUAUAAUUUUUAUAUUUUUAUUUUUGCUGUAUGCAUGCAAUUUAUCUUUGGCUCUAGUACAAUCAGUGAACAUCUGUCUGUGAAUGUUAUUAAUAAGAAUUUGCACUACAUAUAUAUUGUGUGCUUGAUUACUAUUUAAUAUGAUUGUAUGUAUAUUUUAAUAAAGCCCUGCAGAGUAGUA
This is a messenger RNA of Macrobrachium nipponense, 8040 nucleotides long. Its product is annotated as glycosyltransferase 25 family member-like. Gene Ontology annotation, molecular function: procollagen galactosyltransferase activity. Bases 59 to 541 code for a protein of 160 amino acids. Lineage: Eukaryota; Metazoa; Arthropoda; Malacostraca; Decapoda; Palaemonidae. The transcript has 4 exons. The record is from RefSeq and is a predicted model, not a curated record.